AUGAUAAGAAGCAUGGCAAGCUCAUCCUCCUCACGAGGCAUUGCUGCUAUAGUCGGGGUUGGGCCCAAGCUUGGUCGAUCCGUCGCCCGCAAGUUCGCUCACGAAGGCUACACCAUUGCCAUUCUCUCUCGUGACCUAGGGAGAUUGUCAAGCUUGGCGGAAGAGAUAGCGAGGGAAGAGAAAGCACAGGUGUUUGCAAUACGCAUUGAUUGCUCGGAUUCCAAAAGCGUGAGGGAUGCAUUCGAAACAGUGUUGUCUCUCGGAUUCGUGGAGGUUCUUGUUUAUAUUGCUUAUUACCAGCCCCUAUCUUGGAACCCCACCUGUUUCCAACAUCUCCACGUUGACACUUUCCACAAAUCCCUUGCUGUUUCCACCGUCGGUGCCUUCCACUGCGCUCAACAGGUGCUGCCGGGCAUGGUGGAAAGAGGAAAGGGCACAAUUAUUUUCACGGGCUGUUCUGCUUCGCUAAUCGGCAUGGCCGGAUACUCCCAACUAUGCUGUGGCAAAUUCGCCUUGAGAGCACUAGCGCAAUGCCUGGCGAGGGAAUUUCAACCUCAGGGAGUGCACAUAGCUCAUGUUAUCAUUGAUGGGGUUGUUAACCCACUCAGGCAAAGUGGUUCAGUUGGGGAGCAAAGCAGAGAAGGAGGAGGGGAUGACGGCACAAUGGACCCUGAUGCCCUAGCUCAAACAUACUGGCACUUGCACGUUCAAGACCGGACCGCUUGGACCCAUGAGAUGGACCUUCGUUCCUCCCCUGCUAUACUCUUCUAG
Messenger RNA from Gastrolobium bilobum, 771 nucleotides. RefSeq lists its product as uncharacterized. The transcript is spliced from 5 exons. The record is from RefSeq and is a predicted model, not a curated record. Lineage: Eukaryota; Viridiplantae; Streptophyta; Magnoliopsida; Fabales; Fabaceae. The coding region runs from base 1 to 771 and encodes 256 amino acids.